Molecule: messenger RNA, 4742 nt
Organism: Calypte anna (Anna's hummingbird)
Lineage: Eukaryota; Metazoa; Chordata; Aves; Apodiformes; Trochilidae
Gene: REEP1
Product: receptor accessory protein 1
Exons: 10
Coding region: 96-980 (294 amino acids)
Biological process (GO): endoplasmic reticulum tubular network organization
Cellular component (GO): endoplasmic reticulum membrane; endoplasmic reticulum tubular network; cytoplasmic microtubule
Molecular function (GO): microtubule binding
Source: RefSeq, a predicted model, not a curated record
CCGGAUGGCCGAGCCGCCCGCCCCGAUCACUCGGGCGGCGGCCGGCGGCGGGCGAGGAGUCGGGACCAGCCCUCCCUGCCGGGAGAGCCACCGCCAUGGUCUCAUGGAUCAUCUCCAGGCUAGUCGUGCUUAUAUUUGGAACUCUUUACCCCGCGUAUUAUUCUUACAAAGCCGUGAAAUCAAAGGACAUCAAAGAAUAUGUCAAGUGGAUGAUGUACUGGAUCAUAUUCGCACUCUUCACGACAGCAGAGACAUUCACUGAUAUCUUUCUUUGCUGGUUUCCAUUCUACUAUGAACUCAAAAUAGCUUUUGUAGCUUGGCUGCUGUCUCCAUACACAAAAGGCUCCAGCCUCCUGUACAGGAAAUUUGUUCAUCCAACACUGUCUUCAAAAGAAAAGGAGAUUGAUGACUGCCUCAUCCAGGCAAAGGACAGGAGCUACGAUGCCCUGGUGCACUUUGGAAAGCGGGGGCUGAACGUCGCGGCCACAGCAGCUGUCAUGGCAGCUUCAAAGGUCUCUCAGCUACUUCAUUUGCACUUGUAUUGGGACCAGAAAAAAGGGCAGGGACAGGGGGCCCUGUCUGAGAGACUCAGGAGCUUUAGCAUGCAGGAUCUCUCAUCAAUCCGUGGAGACAGCAGCACCACUGUUCCUCCCCCAGUCACUGUCCGAACAAGUAGCAAACAGAGCCACCCAAAACCAUCCAGAAGUGCAUCAGAAGGCACUGGCAGCUCAGAGUGCACGUGUUGCUCAGUGUGCCGACUCCUCAGAGGUGUGGACAAUAAAUAUGAAAAGCCACCUGAGACAAACUGUGAAACAAAAGGCUCUGUGUUCUCAGAUGAUGAAGAGAACGAUUCAUUGGCUUGUGCAUCCAUGAACAAAAGGCCCAAAAAGAAGGAUCAACCCCUUGAGGCACCGCCUAGGACCCUCAGACCUCGCUUCAGGAAGAAAAGUACCUCGUCCUCUGCCACUGAAACAAUGUGAGUGCAAUGAGCCAAUAGCACCAAGAUCCACAGAAUGUCUCUCUUCUGCCUUAAGGAGCUACUCAUUAAUUAUGUAGGAAACAGCAGUGGGAUGGAUGUGCUUUGAUGUCCAGCAUUGUAGACAUGGCCUUUCUCUCUCCUCUCUCUGUAUCCUUCUGUUACGCGCUUCCCGCGCUUGUCCCCGACGUGGGCAGGACAGUCUGGCAGACACCUGCAGGUCAAGAGUCCUUGUUUGGUCUGCAGGGUGUACACCCACUCACACUGAGCCUAUAAGGCUGUACAUUUACAAUUCUCAUUUGUGUCUGCAUAGCUCUAGCUCUGUGAAUGCACAGCAGGAACAAAAAUAAUCAGUUGCUCACGAUGAUGCGUUGACAGUGUUUUUAUUUAUGACUUUACUGAAGUGGAUUUGCAGAAGCCAUGGAUUUCUCUACUCUCCCUUCCCCCUCAAGACUGUGGAUGAUGUAACAAGUGUCAAAGUACUUUGACUGUACAAGAUGUCAAAGAUCCAUUAGAGAAAGCUGAGCUACAACUUUUUUGCUCUUUCUGUGAGUAAAUCGUGUAUUCUGAGGAAAUUAUUGUGCUAAAAAACCACAUAGUGACAAAACCCCUUGCAGAGGAUGAGGAAGAGAUGUGCAAGAGAAAAUAAGUGGUUUCAAUGAUGUAAUGAAGAGGGAGUCUUAAUUUUGAUCAGCCUGAGCCAGGAGAGUAUUGUGUGGAAAGCAAGGGCUGGUAGAAGAAAUAGUUCAUAGUGCUUGUGGCAAAUGUUCUUUCUACUGCCAGUUUUUAAGUGUGAGCAAGCCAGGCUUGUACAAGCUGCAGCAGCAGAAGUUAGAAUUGCUUUAGUGAUGUGCUUCCAGGGGAAAAUGCACCCUUGUCCCCUGCCUGCAACAGUGUCAGUCCCAGCCUUCCUCGUUCCCAGUGAGGUGCUGCUGGUUUAUUUGCACGAGCAGAGCAGGGCACUGGGUCUGAGCUGCUUUUUGGAGCCUGGAGUUUUGCCUGUAGCAUGGAGUUUGGUUAGAAGCCCCGGAGCCAGAUGGAGUGGUGUAUUUGUAUCCAUAUAUAAAUGAGAAACAUAAAAGAAGAGGAAAGACGUGGUAGGGUUUAUGUGUUUGUGCUUCAAGUUGGUGUCUCUUGUAAGUGUUGAGCAUGUGAGAUUCACACAUAAGUUAAUUAUUUGUGUUUGCCCUUGGACCCGUCACGUAGAUUAGAAGAACAUUUAGCAGUAUGCAGAACGUGGUGGCAUCACUGAUGGGUCAGCACAUGGGCUUGGUGCUGAAACCCCCCCUCAGGAUGCCAGCAGCCAGCUGGGGUGUGUCAGGCUCAGAGCUCAAUCUGCAGUGGUCUUUGAAACCUUUUCUCUGCCGGAUAUGCAUUGAGAUCCCAGCUGGCCCUGACUGAUGGAUCCCUGAGGUUUCCCCCCAGAGCUUCCUACAUAUGUGGGGAAGAGAGAAAUUAAUUUUGUGCACGCACAAACGUUUAUCUGAGCUGGUUGGGAAGUGGAAAAAAGCAAGCAGGCAUUUCCUGUGUCUGCCACAAGAUUUGGCCUGGUUACCUGAGAAUUUUAUUUCCUUUACAUGCUAAUUCUAUCGUAUUUUGCAAUGGUCAAGAAGGAAAAAGUCUUCAGAAAGUAGAUUGGAAAAAACCCAACAAACCUGUUUAAAUAGCAGAUACAGGAGAGUCAGUCCUUGGAAGAUAUUCAGCAAAAGCUUUGAGGAGCUGAGCUUGUGUGCUUUAUUUUUAAGCAGCUUUAGAGUUUAUUUGAUUUCUCUUGGCAAACAUUUAAAAGAAAUGGAAAAACUGCCUGCAGUGUUAGCAGAAAAUAAAACCCUGUUGCAAGCAAGCUAUGUUUCCUGCUAUGCAAAGGGCUGCCAUAAGAUAAAAAGAAGCUGACAAGUUUGCACUCAAUUAUGCCAAAAAACCCCACGAACAUAGAGCUACACAACAUCUGAUAAAUUCUAUUCUCAGACAUGCUAUAUUAACAUUGAUUCUCACUAAAAUUAUUAAAUGUGCAUCUAAUCUGCUGUUUGACUGUACACUUGACUUUAGCAUUUCUUACGUGCUGAGGUGAAAUUGCUGACAAGGGAGUUGCCUUAUAUCUCUCAGAAUCUUCACUGUAUAAAGGAGAAAAAUAAACCUUUUCAUAUCUCUGGCAAAAUAAAAAAAAAGUUUUAAUUUAUCAAGGGAGCUGUAUAUUUGUGUAUAGAUAGACAAGAAAUGGGAGCACCUGACCACGUGCACCGAGUGCUGUAGUGUUUGCUUUGCAUACUGAAGAGAACAGUCAUUUGCUUUUGAUGCCUCAUCUUCCACACACAGGUUGUUUACAGGUGUUGCCCCCAGUCCAUCACUUCACUCUUUGGCUACUUGAGUUCGUUCGGAAUAACCACCAGACGCGAAAUCUUUGGUUGAGCCCAGGAACAAGCCCGAUUCCCCGGGUCGUCUUCCUGCGCUCAUCCUGACCCCUCCUGGCAAACCCGAGGUUGCAGGAUCGGAGGCUUCUUGGGCUGCUGGUGAUGGGGAGCAGCUCUCAGCUUCCUCCCAGCUCAGGUUCUGAGGGUGCAUUCCGGGUAACUGCUUGCAGAUUACACCUCAAAGCAAGCAGUCCUUCAGCUGAUGGUUUAAAAUAGAGACAGAUCUGGCUUAAGUAAGAAAAACCCGGGUUUGAGACCUUUCAGGCAGCUGUCCUCUGAUCAGUGUUGUAGGGCAGGCAGAGAUCUGACUGCCCAGAGAUGGCCUGGGGAGUGUAACCCUGAAAGAGGCCAGCCCUACAAAGCUCAGCCACUGAUCUGUGCCAAGCUCAGGUGAAGUUUGCAUUAUUGUAAGCAAGGAAAAUUGGAAGCUGAGGGGACAAAAACCGCUGCUGAAGAUGGUCCCUAGAAAAUGGGCUGGUGAAUUACCUUACACAUUUAUCAGAAAUUCACCUCAGUUAUGAAGAGAAUAAGGUCCAGCAGCUCAGUGCAGCCCUCCACACCUCCUUUCCUGUGGUAGCAGCCAGUGCCAGUGCAGUUACAGCCACCACCAGCUGCUGGCUCAGCUGCACAUCAGAGACAAGACAGACUUAAUGUGUGUCACUGUCACCUUGGAAUUAACCCCACACUAAUCUAAAUUGUGUAAGUGCAAACCCAGGCAAAUCGGGUUAUUUAUCCCUAAUGAGAGGGAGAAAGCUGCUUGGAGAGCUGUGCUGCUCCCCAGCCUCACGAGAAGAGCCUCCUGCCUCUGACUGCUCUCUGAAGUGUUCUCAUGUAGUGAUGAACCCCUCGUGCUUGUGACCCAAUGCUCUUUAAUCACAGUCUCCUUUUUUUUUUGCUGUUUGUUUCAAGUACCCGUUGUGCAUCCAGCACCACUUGGAAAUAGCAGAGAACACUGCACUGGGAUUUGCAUUUAGACAAAGUAAGGAUGGUACUUGUGCACUUCAUGUGAUUUCUUCCUGUGAUGAAAUGGUACACUUAAUGCCUCACAGCAAGGGCCAUUACAAGAGUAUUCCAAAGGUUGCUGUUUUGCUGGUUUUGUUACACUGCUUGAUAUACAUCCUGAAUAAAGUCUUAAAUCUUUUCUUUAAAAAAAAAAAAAAACAGGAAAAAAGAAAAAAGAAAACAUCUGUAGUCUGUUCACUGUAUCUGGCAGGCCAGAAUAAUUACUUUUGAUUGCUGUAUUAUUUUUAUCUCAAUUCUGGCUGACUGUAUAUAGAUGUAUUCACUAAGUGCUGCAUGUCCUUCAGAACUUUCUGUAUUAUGAACUGGAAAAAAAUACAGCUACUGAACACUGA